AUGUUCGUUUCUGAUACACAUUUACUCGGCUCACGUGAAGGCCAUUGGUUUGACAAACUGCGGCGCGAAUGGCAAAUGUAUCGAUCAUUUCAAUCUGCAAGAUUUCUCUUUGAUCCGCAUGUAGUAUUUUUCCUGGGCGAUGUAACUGAUGAAGGAAAAUGGUGUUCAGAUAAUGAAUGGGAAGAAACAGUGCAACGCUUUCAUUCCUUAUUUGCUGUUCCAACUGAUACGAAAGUGUAUGUUCUGGCAGGGAAUCAUGAUGUUGGCUUCCACUAUGCGGUAUCGGAUGGUCGUUUAAAACGAUUUGAAUCAUCAUUUCAAGCGCCACAUGUUCGUUUGAUCACGAUUGACAAUAAUGAUGACAAUCUUUAUUUUAUAUUAAUCAAUUCCGUAGCAUUCGAGGGUGACCAGUGUCGGUUAUGUACGCGCGCUGAAAACGAACUCAAUGAAAUUGUUCAAGAAUUAAAACAAGUACGAACAUGGACACGACCCAUCUUAUUGUCCCACUUCCCAUUGUAUCGUUCAUCAGAUGAAAAUUGUACACGAUACAUACAGUCUUCUUCGUCGUUUACUUCAUCUCGAUUCACUUUGCUCAAAGAACGUUAUGAUGUCUUAUCUCAAGAAGCAUCCCAGCAUCUAUUAGAAACAAUACAGCCUCGUCUUAUAUUUACAGGCCAUACACAUGAUUUUUGUUAUACUCGACAUAUAGGAACCAAUGGUCGAAUCAUUCCCGAAUGGACAGUGCCAUCAUUUUCUUGGCGUAAUCGUGACGAUCCAUCGUUGAUGUUAUUAUCGAUAACAACGAAUAACGAACGAGUGUCACAUUGUUAUCUACCUCGUGAAUCAACUGUAUUUUGGUCGUAUGGAAUUGGUAUUUUCCUUUUGAUCUGCUAUAUACUUUUUGGUGGACGAAGACCAUUCUAUUUGAUUGCUUUUUGUUUUCUCAGAAGACAAAUUCGCUUCUAA
This is a messenger RNA of Adineta ricciae, 966 nucleotides long. Lineage: Eukaryota; Metazoa; Rotifera; Eurotatoria; Adinetida; Adinetidae. The record is from the annotation of a GenBank genome assembly.